Pedinophyceae sp. YPF-701 is the source of this 813-nucleotide messenger RNA. NCBI's taxonomy places the organism in Eukaryota, Viridiplantae, Chlorophyta, Pedinophyceae. The record is from the annotation of a GenBank genome assembly.
AUGUUUCUCGGGAACGAGGAUUUCCCAGACAGACAAGGAUUCAGGUUUGGCGGGGCCGGAUGCAACCAUACAAUCGAGCCCGAGGGCUUCCUGGUCCUGUCACGUGGCGAACCAUGCGCGCACUCCUUCGAGCUCAGCGUCGCGGGCCGCGUCGACUUGCUGGACGCCAAGAACAGGCCCACCAGCUCCCUGGCGUGGGCCGAAGCGUCCAUCCCGGACGGCAGCAGCCUCUCGAGGUUCCCCGACGGCAACACCGACGGCGUCUCCGUCGGCCCGCCGACCCCCGGUCUGCCGAACUCCCGCGGCGCCAGCCCCACGCCCGGCAUCCCCCGCGCCGCCGAGUCCAUCGAGUCGAUCACGGUGGCCAUCAGCGAGGUGUCGCCGCGCCCUGACGACGGUGUGUCCGACUGGAUCGAACUGUACAACUACGGCGACGCGGACGUGGACCUGCAGGGGCUGGUGCUGACGGACAGCAAGAACGCCCCCGAGUUCCUCCCCGAGCAGCUCGUGUUCGGGGCCGGCGAGUGCGCGGCGUGGUCGCGCGUCGUCCCCGCGCGCGGCUUCUUGCUCUUGGUGCAAGGCGCCCCCUGCUCCUUCAUGUUCGGCCUUGGCAAGCACGACGAAGUCCACCUGCAGUGGGACGCGCAACGCGACGUGGACUCCAUCGCGUACGGAAAGCAGUCAGAUCUGCCGACGCUCGGGCGCGGGGACGGGACGUACGGGCGCAGGCCAGAGGAGAUGCGGGGGCGCAACACACUAGGUCGUUUUGUCGUCAUGAGUCAGCCGACUCCUGGCACGCCGAACAGGGCGUAG